AUGGAGAACAAAUCUGCGAAGUCCUUACCUGUAAGAAAAAGCCAACGAAAUAAUAAAGGUAGACCUCCAAGUAGAUAUGGAUAUGAAAAAUCUGACUUUGACAACGUCAGGAGAAAUGAAAAUGAAAAAGGAGUUUUUAUAAGGUCCGAAAAAGAAAUGGAUGAGAUCUCCCAAAACAAGUCAGUCACAACCCGGAAAAGCAGCAAAGUUUCGAGUAGCAAAUCCCAAAGAUGUCAGCUAUUAGAAAUAGAACUCGAAAGAGAACGGAAAUUGGCAGAAAUCGAAAAGAAAUUAUUGGAUAAAGAAAUUGAAUUCAAAAUGGCACAACUGAAAUAUAGAACCUCUAGCGAUCUCUCAUACGACGAAGAAAUAAAAUCUGUGGCCAGCAAGUCGUCUUUUGUAGAAAAAUGGGUGAAUACGUACGAUCCCAAUCCAGAAUACAAAUAUGUAGUUAAUUCUCAAAAACCUAAAAAUUCUAAUAAUCCUGAAAAUAUGGCGGAAGAGCUGACGAUAAAACAAUUUAUGGCUCGACAAUCUUUCAGCAAAGAACUUCCAGUAUUUUCCGGAGAACCAGGGGAGUGGAUGAACUUCAUUCAUCAAUUCAGAGAAACUACUAAGAUUUGCGGAUUUUCAACAGCAGAAAACAUGGUUCGGUUACAAAAAAGCCUCAAAGGUAAGGCUAAAGAAUUUGUAAGUGCUCUACUAACAUUCACACAAGAAGUAGACAGAAUAAUUGAGACCCUUGAGAUGAGAUAUGGUAGACCAGAAGUUAUUAUUCAAGAUCUCAUUGACUCUGUGAGAAAAAUUCCUGAUAUGAAAGAAGAAAAAUUAGACACUGUUUUGGAUUUCUCAAAUAAAGUUCAAAAUUUAACAGUAACUAUCCAAAGCCUCAACUGCGAGGAGUACUCCUCAAAUCCUCAGUUACUGUGCGAUGUCGUGAGAAAACUAAGUCCGAACCUGAAAUUGGAAUGGGGGAGGAAAGUUGUGGAGCUGAAAAAAGAACUCAAGAAGGUUUCUAUAAUGGAGUUCUCUCAAUGGUUAGCUGAAACUAGCGAAGCUGUCAUGUAUGUUGUACCAGAACAUGAUCAAGAGAAAAGGAAGAAAUAUGUGUGUUCUACAUCUAUCCAACAGGAGAAAACAGUUUAUAAAUGUAAAUAUUGCAAGAAAGACGGACAUAAGGUUGAAAAAUGCAAUUCCUUCAAGAAAAUUGAAAUCGAUAAUCGUUGGAAUUGGGCCAGAGAAAACAAAGUAUGUUUCACCUGCCUUUCGUCCUCCCAUCAUACAAAAUUCUGCAGAAGCAAAAAGAAGUGUGACGUGAAUGGUUGUCUCUUCAAACACAAUCCUUUACUUCAUAAAGAACCAGAAAAAAAUUCUUAUUUGGAAGAGCGAGUCAAUCACCACAUCAAGGGAAGAGAGAAGAACGUUCUUUUUAGGAUAGCCCCCGUUGAACUCACUGGUCCUAAAGGAAAAGUUCUAACAUAUGCACUUUUCGACGAAGCUUCCACCAUUACUAUGAUCGACGCCAAGUUAGCAGAUGAAAUUGGUGCGACCGGACCUUGUGAAGCGCUGAAGAUAAAAUGGACAAACAGUAUGACCUCUGAGGAGACAGAUUCGAAAAGGGUUAAUAUGCAGAUACGCGGAAAAAAUGAAGAAACUAAUUAUCUUCUGAACGAUGUCAGAACAGUCAAAAAUCUAUGUCUUCCGGUUCAGUCAGUUGAUAUGAAAAGUAUGUCACAAAAAUUUCGAUACCUGCAGAACUUAAAAUUAUCAUCUUUAGUCAAUGCACAACCAAGAAUUCUUAUUGGACAGGAUAAUAUAGACCUAAUUAUUGCCAGAGAAGUUCACGAAGGAGGAAAAAAUGAUCCAGUUCUAUCGAAGUCAAAAUUAGGAUGGGUUUUACACGGAAAUAUCGGCAAAAAUUAUUUGGGGCGAGUAGACGAAGAAUUUUCCUUCUUUGUUAUGCAUCAAUAUGAAGAAUUGGAAGAACUUGUAAAAAAUUCAUUCAAAAUUGAGUGUUUAGGAGUGAAAUAUUAUAAUAAAGAACAAAAUCCGGACGUACUUCGAGCUGAAGCAAUUCUAGAAAAAACCACGAGAAGAAUUGGUCCAAACAAAUGGGAAACUGGCCUUUUGUGGAAAAACGAUGAUGUCGAAUUACCGAACAAUAAAUUCACUGCUUUGACUAGGCUCAAGUCUAUCGAAAGAAAGAUGGUUAUAAAUGAAGCAUUUGGAAUCGAAUAUGAAAAGAAAAUUGAAGAGUAUUUGGAGAAAGGUUAUGCUAGAAAAUUGUCCUACAGUGAAGUCCAACAAAGAAGCGGACGUAGGUGGUUUCUACCACAUUUUGCCGUGACCAAUAAAAACAAACCAGGCAAAAUACGAUUCGUUUUCGAUGCUGCGGCGAAAACAAAUGGUGUUAGUCUAAACGACGUUCUUCUGAAAGGUCCCGAUCUGUUGAACUCCCUACUUGGAGUAAUUUUUAAAUUCAGACAAAGAAACAUUGCAGUAACAGCAGAUAUUCAAGAAAUGUUUCAUAGAGUUUUAAUCAGACCAGAAGACAGAAAUGCACAACUUUUCCUUUGGAAAGGUAGAGGAACGUAUGAAAGAAAUCCCGAAGUGUACGAAAUGGUGGCCAUGAUAUUCGGUGCCGUUUCAUCACCAACCUCAGCUCAAUUCGUCAUGAGGAAGAACGCAGCAGAAUUCAAACAAUCCUAUCCGAAAGCAUUUGAAGCCAUCACUGAAAGACAUUAUGUUGAUGAUUACCUGGAUAGCUUCGAUACCAUCGAGGAGGCAAAGGAGGUGACAUCGGAUGUAAUCGAGGUUCAAAGACGAGGUGGCUUCACAAUCAGAAACUGGGCGAGUAAUUCCAAAGAAGUUUUGAGAAAUAUUCCGGAGGAAUACAGAAGUAACCAUCAAAAAAAUAUGAAUCUCGAAAAAGAAGCAGUUCUACCAACCGAAAGAAUUUUAGGUCUUUUCUGGAACCCUAACGAAGAUACAUUCUCCUUUUCAAUUAAAUGGAGCAAUGAGGAGAUAAGGACUUUGACACAGAAGAGUGUCACAAAAAGAGAAGUUUUGAAGGCAGUUAUGAGUAUUUUUGAUCCAUUCGGAUUUUUGAGUACCUAA
Molecule: messenger RNA, 3117 nt
Organism: Coccinella septempunctata (seven-spotted ladybird)
Lineage: Eukaryota; Metazoa; Arthropoda; Insecta; Coleoptera; Coccinellidae
Exons: 1
Coding region: 1-3117 (1038 amino acids)
Source: RefSeq, a predicted model, not a curated record